Clonostachys rhizophaga is the source of this 2085-nucleotide messenger RNA. Lineage: Eukaryota; Fungi; Ascomycota; Sordariomycetes; Hypocreales; Bionectriaceae. The record is from the annotation of a GenBank genome assembly.
AUGACAAAAAAGAAUAAGUACCCUUCGACCUUCUAUGAGUGGGUUGUGGGAACCACCAUCGAAUCUGCCCUGGGACCAAUCCCCAAGAAGAAGAAGAAGAAGCCGCGCCGACGGGGCCUCCUUCGAGUUGAACUCUCCACCGACGACGAGUCCGGCGAGGACACCGUGAAGAUAACAUACCCACGCACGCAGCCCAACGGGGACCUGCCUCGGAGAGAGGUCAAGAAAGUUCGUUUCCAAGAGCAGGUUCCUCUGAAAUCUGCGCUAAAGAAGAGGGUUCAGAUCGUCGACCCUAGCUCAGAAUCCGAGGAAGCCUCUUCGGCUUCGGAUUCUGCCACGGAGGGCUCGUCCUCGGAGGCCUCUGCCUCAGCUCAAUCGUCGACAGAAUCACCCGGGACGAGCUCGGAGGGCUCGACGGAUGUGGAGUCGACAUCUGAGGAGGGCGAAAGUACAGACAGCGACUAUGAGCCACCCCCCCCUAAAUGUGAGUCCAGUCAGAGUAGUGGCGCCCGCAGGAAGUUGAGGCGGCGCCGAGCAAGCCUUCGGAGAAGUCGACUUGCGGAGAUUUCGUCCGAUUCUGAGAGCCAAGACGAUUCUGGAUCAGAGACUAACAGUUCGAGCAAAGUGAAGAAAAAGAAACUCAGAAAGCGCGUCACCAAGAAGGAGGAGCCCAUUCCAGAAUCUGACACAGAGACAUCGGUAUCCUCAGCAGAAAGCAGCUCAGAGUCUGAGGGAGAAGCGAAGAGGAAGAAGAAGAAGAUCCGGAAAGAGAAGGAGAAGAGUCGGAGAGCCAAGAAGACUUCGAAGUCUAAGAAAAGUAGCGAUGAGAGUGAAGAAGAGGACAACAAACCUGAGAAGAAGAAGCGGAGCGCCAAAGAAGAAGAAGCUCCAAAGACUGCAAAGCCGGCCAACGCAGACCGCUCUGAUAAGAGAAAUUAUCCAGAAGCUAAUCCUCUUCCACACCCCCGACGUCCAAAUUAUGUUGCUCCUGUUCGCGCCGAGGUCGUACAGACCGAACGUGUCAUUGAGACACCCGAAGAUCCACCACCAAACGCCUUCUAUGACGCCGAGCACAACAUAAUCCGAGUGUAUCAAGGACCCGUUUAUGGCGGGAAUCCUACUCGCUCACUUUAUCCAAAGCGUGAUUCUACCAAGCGUCCCUUGCCCGUUGGUAUGCCUCACCCGACGCAAAACCCAUAUUAUUACGGCUUCAAUAAUCUGCCUCCAAAGAAACCAGAGGCAGGUGAUUUCAACAAUGUGCCGAUUACACAAGGGAUGCCGCCGGUGAAUGCCUGGCACGCCGCGUAUCCCCCUCCAGCCAUGGGCUAUGAGAACUUCAACCCAGCACUUGCAAAUCUCGGUGCUUUCAAUAGCAGAGGCGCUUGGCAUGACUCCGCGGAGCUGAACGCUCAGAAGAACGCGCUUGCCAAAGCCGGUUCAGGCCAUAAUGCAGGGCAGGCGUCAGAAAAGGCAAGACAAAAGAAGAAAGUCUCCUUCGCAAAGGGGUCUGAGCUAACUAGCCAUCAGAACAAUAACAACAGAACCUCAAUCUUUGCAGACUGGGGUAAACGAAUCUCGCCACCUGGCAGCCAGCAGGAUGCCAAGGAAGCUGAGCCUAGUGGUGGAAGUAACAACGGGCGAACGUCAUGGUAUCACGGAAACACAGAUGGGGCACAGUCACAAGCCGGGUCUCCACCGCAGACGAACCCGGAUCCCUGGUCUCAGAACAAUGACAACAAUGCGCAGGAUGGAAACGCGGAUUGGGGGGAUACAGCUGCUCCGGAGGCUUCAGGCGGUGCCGACGGAGGCACCAGUGGAUGGGAUGCAGCCCCGUCUGGUAAUGACGAUUGGGGAGCAUCGGAACCUGCCCAAGAGGCGACUGAAAACGAUGACAACAACAAUGAUGGCUGGGGUGGGAAUAAUGAGAACGAAGACAACAAUGUGGCUCCGCAGGGCAGCGCUAUGCCUGGGUCAUUCCCCUCUACCUGGGGUGAUACUUCGGCUGCGGCUGACACCAACGGCAUGGUUGAUCAAGGGGGGUGGGAAGACACUCCGGCUGAAGCUAGCACUUCGGCGAAAUGGUAG